AUGCACAUUCCUGAAUACAGUCAGAUCGUAAGCCCUCUCUACCUAAUCACUCAUAAAAAAGAUUAUUUCCACUGGGGCCCUGAGCAGCAACAAGCCUUUGCCCAGAUUAAGCAAAAAAUCACUCAUGCAGUAGCCCUUGGCCCAGUCAAGACAGAACCAGAAGUGAAGAACAUGCCCUACUCUGCAGCUGGGAACCGUAAUGAAGAACAAGAGCCAGUAGCACAAGCUGAAGAAGCUCCUCCAUAUAACCAACUGCCACCAAAAAAACCAUGCUAUGCUCUUUUUACUGACCGUUCCUGUCGCGUCGAUAAGAAGUGGGUUCUCAAUCAUGAAGAUGUCACACUGGGUGAAUUACUGGGCAAAGGUAAUUUUGGUGAGGUGUAUAAAGGAACAUUAAAGGAUAAAACCCCUGUUGCUAUAAAAACUUGCAAAGAAGAUCUUCCUCAGGAACUGAAAAUAAAAUUUCUGUCUGAAGCCAGAAUACUUAAACAAUAUGAUCAUCCUAAUAUUGUAAAACUUAUAGGAGUCUGCACACAACGACAGCCUAUAUAUAUUGUUAUGGAACUUGUUCCAGGAGGUGAUUUCCUGUCAUUCCUAAGAAAAAAGAAGGAUGAGCUGAAAACCAAACAGUUGGUGAAAUUUUCAUUAGAUGCUGCCUCUGGUAUGGCAUAUCUUGAAUCUAAAAAUUGUAUACAUAGAGACCUGGCUGCAAGGAACUGCUUGGUAGGUGAAAGCAACAUCUUGAAAAUAAGCGAUUUUGGGAUGUCCCGGCAAGAGGACGAUGGCGUGUACUCAUCAUCAGGCCUAAAGCAGAUUCCAAUCAAGUGGACUGCUCCAGAAGCUCUGAACUAUGGGAGAUACACAUCUGAGAGUGAUGUAUGGAGUUUUGGAAUCCUUUUGUGGGAGACCUUCAGUUUAGGAGUAUGCCCAUAUCCUGGAAUGACCAACCAACAAGCACGAGAGCAAGUUGAGAAAGGCUACCGAAUGUCUGCACCACAAAAGUGUCCAGAAGAAAUAUAUAAAAUAAUGCAGAGAUGUUGGGACUACAAGCCAGAAAACCGGCCAAAAUUCAGUGAGAUUCAGAAAGAGCUGUCUUCAAUCAAAAAGAAAGUGACAUAGUGAUGAAGAAGUGCCAAACUCAAUGUCUGGGACUUUAUUUUCCAGUGAAGUAAUUGUUUCCGUCAAACACUAUGCAUUUAUAUAGCAUUAUUUGCAAUAUUCUUCUAGGAUUACUUUGAAAUUAACUGGUGUACCAUCUUGAAUGGUGUUUACACCUGCAUUAAAGAUAUGUACCGCGAAAUGCUAUAUAUCCAGUCACGGUAGUACUGUAAUUUAGGUUACAUGUACAUAGGAAAGCACAUACUAUAAAUUUAAGGGACUGUGGCUUCUAUCUGUUUUACAGCAAAUAAGUGCUAGUGACAUUUUUCAGAGGUAUUCUACUUUAAGCUGUGCUCUCACUCUGCUAUCACUGUCCUGUAUGUCAGCGUGUUAAUGUGGGGAUUGUCAUACAUGUUGGCCUUAAUACCGAAGACAGUUUUGACAAGUAUUUCAACUAGAACCUUUUGUAAAAUUCUUUCUACAUCUGAUAUAUUUAGGUGAUAUUUGGUUUUAAGCAUGAAGCUCAGUUAGAUUCUAGAUGCAAACGUGCUUACUGAAUGGAAAAAUUCAGAAUUUUUUGGACGUUGAAUUACUUGUGCAUUUAUUACCAUACAGUAGAAAUACUUCUGACUUUUUAUGUGAUCUACUUAAAGAAUGCCUUUUUUCUCCUUCAAUGCUAUCAGAAUUCAGUAGCAUGUUUCUUUUAUGGUGACCUAUGUUUAUUUUAGAAAAAAAAGACUAAUAUAAAGUAUAUUUCUUAGCACAUGCUAAGAAAUACUGCAAACUAUCUGCCUUCCAAAAAAUAUGUGAAAGUACCAGGACAAGAAAAAGAGGUUUAUUAAUGCUAGCAGCAGAUGACAAAUAUCAUUGAUCUUAGAGGCACUAAAGAAUAUAUUGCUAGAUUUGCUUUAGAUCCUGAUUUUUUCCCUUAAAUUGGUAGAAAUUCUCAGAAUGCAGCUGGAGCAUGCAAAAGUUUAUUCUGAACAAAAGAACAUUUCAAACAUAGUGUCCAAAGGAAAAUACUACUUCUGUAUGGCAUCACGAAGUUGUUAAAACAACCAAAAGGAAAGAAGUAUGUUUAAAACCUGUGACAGGGAACAGCAGAGUAGAAAUACUAACCUUCUAUUUUUCUUACAUUAUUGCAAUCAAAUACCAAAAGACUGGGGAUAAACAAGGUUUAAAUGCACCAAGAAUAUAAACCUUGUGUUUGUAUAUAUAUACAUAUAAAUAUAUAUUAAAAAUUAAAAAAGCCAGAAAGAAUAAAACCUUACUAGAUAGGGGAGGGAGGAAGUGCACCAUUUGUUACUUUGACUCUGGGUCCUCUUUGCAGCUGGAAUUUUCUAGGGUUCUGAAUAGAAAUAGGAACAAAUUACUGUAUCCCUGUCUGAGUUCCAGCAUUAAGGUGCUUAAAAUACUUCUAGGAAUUUACUAAAAUAUCCAGAUCAAGGGAUACUAGUUGCUGCUAAUGCAAGUGAGAAACAGGGAUUGUAAGUAACACAGCAUCUGGAAUGUUAAUUAGCCUUAUGUUUUAGUGUUACAGUGGGAUUGAGACGUAGUGAAUUCAGUGGCUACAUUACAUUUUUAUUCCUGUAGGGUGGCUUUUCUAUUGUCCACAUCAUCUUUUCCUCUCUAAAGUAUAUUUACAGUAGUGCUGAGUGGUGGUUUAGGGCUAUGUGUGACCAAAAUAUGUGUAGUCUAGAAGAAUUUGUCUGUUACAUAGGAAUUAGUGUCCAACUACAACAAUGGAUGGUUGUGUGGGAUCACAUCACCUGCAUUUGAGGUGGUACUGUCAGUAUCCAGCUGUAAGGAAUGGUAAGUGCUUCUUGCAUUUUGUUAAGUGAUUUUUUUUCUUGGAGACAAGGAAGCAUUUAUAUACACAUACCCAUUAAAGUGUAGUGCUUGGAAAACUUGGUGGCAUAAAUUAAAACUUCAUUGUAAGUGUACUGGAUCUAUUUACUUAGUUCUGUACUUCAGUAGCCCAGAGAUAUUUUUCAAGAGCAAUAGGCAACAUUCUUGUUAGCUUGUAUGCUUCUAAGUAGUACACAAGAGUCUGUGCCUUAAUUUGUUAGUAUGCUAAUGCAAGUGCAAGUGUACUAAGAUCUAAGAAAUGUUUCACAAUCAUUUGGGAAAAUCCAUCCAACUGCAUUUCCUUACAUAUGCAUUCCUGAAGUCUGCACAUAAGGAUAACAGUGUCAGCAUUAUCAGCUUUUGUGGAGAAUUAAUAUUCUUUUGUUAGAGGGAUGGACUGUUUCUUUGCCAUAUGCCAUCUUGACAGCAAGAAAUACUGCUUUAUUCACAUAAAAUAAAAUACUGUUGUAUUUGUCAUAAAUUAACCAGUCACCAUCCUGACUCUCACAGAAGGAUAAAAACAAUACUAACAUUUUAUUCUGGAAUAGUAAACCUCCAUACACGUAUAUCUCACUUCUGUUUAAAUUUGAAAUCUUUUUAAAACAGGGGAUUUCUACAGCAUUAGGAAAAUUUGUUACUAUUAUUGAAUUAGGCACCAGUUCAGCUGAAAACUAGUAACACUUUGGGAGAAUACCAGAAUGGCUUUAUAAGUAUAGAAUAAAUUUCAACACAGGUACAUGUCUUUUCAUUUAUUUAACUUUUUGUAUCAUUAAUUUAACAGUUUGUGGCAGAAUUUGUUCAUCAUGUCUGACUUGUAAUUGUUGAAACUGUUCCAUUUAGGAAGUGGAAUCCCUACCUGUAGAUACUGCAGGCCUCUCACAGGAGCAUUCACAACCAAGCCUGCCAUGCCAUGAAAUUUAAAAGAGAGACAUGGCACUAAAGAAGCAAAGCUGCAAUAUCUUCUCUCCAUGGCCUUUUGAUGACUUACCUUGUCAGGUUAAUCGUACCAGGUUAGCCAGGUCGUUUGGCUCACGAACUGUGUUUAUCGUAGAGAACUUAAAAAGAGAACUUAAAAAGAAGUUAAGCUUCAGUCUCUUUUGCAAGCAUGGAUUUCAGGUUAGGUUGUUAAACUGGCAUUGUCACAACCAGAGGGACCCUGAGAGAAUCCUGAAUUAUUUUACAUUGUUAAACGUAGGAAACUCUAAAUACUGUUAUCUUCAGUUUGUAAUGUGAGAGGGAAUUCAACAGGUUAUCUCUUAUUUUCAUGGUUUUUCCUAUGAAUUGCAUUCAUUAUUUUAAGAAAAUUGCUUUGAUGGCAAAAAGUGCAUCCUUAGUUUGUUUUUAGUAGAAAAUGAGCGUGUAUUAGCUUUCAAGUCCAGUCCUCAGUGAAGUCAUAAGGUUUUCUAAGCUUCCUUAUUUUAUGAAAAGUGAAAUAGUGAAAAGUAUCUUAUCUGGAAACAAACCUUUCUUCAGCAAAGGGUGGUGAUGUAGAGUUAGCAUCCCACGAAGGCAUUAUCUUUGAAAUGUGCAUUUUCAUUAGUUUCUGAGAAAACCAAUGAACUAGCUUUUAGUUUAUCAACUACAGUUAUACUGCAUUUCUUCAUAACAAAAAUAUGCCCUUUUGCAGAGUUGCCUAAAACUUUUUUUGGAAAUUGCUGUUGGGAAGUGCAUCACCAGAAGGCCAUCAGUGAGAACUGCAGCUGGUAAACCCCAUUCUUACUGACAGGAAAGAGAAAACUGGUUAAGGAAAUACUAGGGUAUUCAUACUCAAGUAUUUUUUCAUUAAUGUUUUUGACCACCUGUUAUGCUUACUUAAAUCCUACAAGCAUAUCAUUAAAAUUGACUGUGAAGUUACCUAUUUGUUAUCUCUUUAUAACUAUUUUGUUACCGUUUUUGCACCUGUUGUAAAGGUAAUAAAGAAAACAAAAAAGAAGAAAAAUCCCCCACAUUUUUCUGAGGUAACAGUGUAACCAAGUCUCAGAAGUAUUUACAAAUGUCUCCCCUCCAGUUUUCUCAGAUGUGCUGCUGCACAAAUAUUAACAACAGUGAUUAAAUACUAGCCCUGUUUCCAGUAUUCUUGCUGUCAUAUCCUCUAAAUGUCAGUGCUACUCACAGACUUGAGGGAGUGCAAUAUUUUGACCUAAGCUAGUGUGUAAAUAGUGUCAUCAAACAUGAUAUUCAGCAGUUCUGAGAACAAUUGAUUGUCACAAAUAAUAACUCAUUAUAAAGAUUAAAUAGAAAGAAGCUGAGAGAGUCCACUUUCUGUAACAGCUGUCCUGUUUUUUGGCACCGGAAAUACUGCUUUGUGCCAGUACACUUGGAUUUGUAACAUUUUUACGGCUAAGCAUAAAAUUUUUGCUAUUAAAGGAAGAGUUUGCCAAUUAAUUUUUUCUUCUUGUAAAGCAAAAAUGGACUUCAGAUACUGUUGGAAGCUUUCUUCCUGGGCAAGUCAGGGAAGAACACCCCUGCUACCAAUGAAGUUAUGCAUUUUUUUUCUUAGAAUGGUCUUCGUGCCGUCCUUCACUUCCAGUAAUACAGGACUUCAAUUAGUAAUUAAAAGGUGCAUGGCAAGUACAGGGCAAGUCCAGUAAUCCUAAAGUUCCAAACAACCAUUAGUUUUUAAGACAUCUGGUCAAUUUGAAAUACCAGCUCUAUUAAAAAUGGGUUUUUUUCAGCUCCCUUCUGCAGAUUUACUGAAAAACAAAACAAACAAAGAAAAAGCAGCCUUUAAUAACCAGCAACAACUUACUAAGAAAGUGAAUCAACCUCAGGAGCCUAUCAAGGUUUUCUAAGAGUAACUAUCCCUGGGGUAGCUUCCCAUUAUAAACAAAUAAAGUUUAAAGGUGGAAAGCUCCAAAUUGAAAUGGAAGAAUCCAUUCACAUGUCACAUUAUGAACAGUCAAGUAUUACUACCAUUUCUUUCCUCAAAGUGGUACUGAGUUGUGAUUUCCAGCUCCUAUACGCAUUGCAGAAUUGCCUAUUAGUGUGGUUUUAAUACCCAGCUUUACUUUGCUGAGACCUGAAAUUUCAAAGAAGCGAAGAUUCUCUCAUUGAAAAUUCCAGCAAGAUCUGCCUGGUAGCUCCAACAUUUUUACAUAUUUUCACAUCCAGUUAUCAGAGUCAUUGUUCAUUAUAGUAAGUACCAUAUAGAACAGGGCUGGAAGCCCCUGACUUUAAACUUUCAAAAUUUCGACCUUAGAAUCCGCCUUGAUUUUGCGUCUCUGUCACAUAAGCAAAAGAAAUUUCUGUUUUUCAGCCUUAGGACUACUCUAUAAAACAGAAAGGUUCAGAGAUGUAUUUACUGUUCUCUGCCAGGGAAUGCUGCCUCCACCAACAACCCUAAGUUACUAUUAUGUCCCCUUCUCUUUGAUAUAAAAUUCCAGCUGGAAUACAUGUCGAGGUAUAGAACUUGGGUGUUAACUCAGAGUUGUUUCAUUGUCAGGCAGUUGUAUAUUAUUGGCUAUUUCAGAGCACGAUUUUCUCAGGUAUCAUCUAGGCAGGACUUAAAUUAGAAUUUUCAGAUGGUUUGUUUGGGAGCAGGGGUGUGAGCUACACAGCUAAUUAAUUCAGUAGUUACAUUGUUGUUUUGCAGGUGUUUGAGAUUGUAGCUGUGGAAGGGUAGUUCAUUUAGAGAGCUCAGAUCCAUAUGCCUUCUCCACACAAAAAACUGUUAGGUGUACUUAGAAAAAAUGGAUAAAUAAAACCUUUAAAUCUAGUUGACUGAGGUCAAAAAUUGAAAAUAUAGAAGAGCCAUGAACUAGAUUCUUUCUUCCUCUGUCUCCGAGAGUGGAAUGCCUUGUAAAUACAACUUAAUUGAUUUAUUGUUUAUAGAUAAAUACAGCCUCUGAACCAGUAUGCUAACCUAGGAUUCACACUGAGCAGAGAACACUUGGAAAAAAAUCUUGAAUUGCUACUAUUUGGCUCUGUCAUCUAGUUUUAGAAGCACAAAUGUUUAUAGAUAAGUACUUGAGUUUUGUGAAUACAGUAAGUGAGCCAGCCAUUGAAACUUAUCAAUAUAAGGCAAUUAAACUUUUUAAAACAAAAAUCAGAUCAGUGAUUCUCUUUGCAUUACAGAUGUUGAAAGUAUGAGCCAGAAUUGGCAUUACUAAAAAAAAAGAUGCACUGCACUCUUUUCAAUGAGCUCAGUCUUUCUCAACAUAUGAAGAAUUCCAUUGUUGUUACAUGCAAGUAAUAAUGCAAAAUUCUUGGAUAACUGAUAUGUAAACAAUUAACUCUAAGCUGUUGCCUCAAUUCUCAAAGAAUCAUUCUGCUCUCUAAAGGGGAUUGCAGUAAUCUUACACUUCCUGCUGAGCUCUGCUGUAAUAAUCUGUACUGUUGCAUCUCUCAAAUAUUUCCUAAUUCUGAAGGCUCCAUGUACCACAAAUGGCACCCUUUCAUUAUCAAAUGAAGUUAUUCUGGUGACAGAAAAGUCCAAAUACAUUCCUGCUUUUGUUUAAUUCAGAAGUACUGUGGUGAUGUUACUACUUUAAAACGUAGGGAAAUGUGUUUGUAUAAAAAUGGAAGUAACCAUGAAUCAAGGUGUGAAGCAUAUUGUUCAAAUCACAUUUUUAAUGAAAUUGCAGACCCUAGCUAUAUCACAAAUUGUCAACAUCAUAAAUGACAUCAGAGGAACACAUUCGUUACUGUCUGGUUUACAAUACAGAACAUCCUGCUCCACACAGGGAGAAUUAAAAAGCUAAAUAUGCUCCUUGACAUUUUGAUGUCAGGCCAGAUUGGAACAGUACCUUCAAAAUCAACAGCAAUUACUUAAUUCCACCUAAGCCUUAUUGUGAACUUCCUUCUUCUUAAAAGACCUUUUCAGACAGCGUUAAUUUUCAUAAUUUUGCUUUCAGGAAUUUGAAUUCACUACGUCAUACGACAUUUACUUACAGAAAUGAUUAUACACCCCCACCACUAUGAAGUGCUGAGACCUGCAAUUCCAGAAGAUAAGCAUUGUUGUGUUCAGGGAGCUGAUCUUUGAAAUGUCUCAAUUGAAACAUCUCAAUUGAAACAUCCUUUUACAUGUCUGUGUCCAGUGUUAAUUGUACCAUUACUUGUAAAUCACAAGUUAAUUUGUUUCUCCACCAAGCUUCCCACUUAAUUUUGACUAAAAUGCUGAAAACAUUUAAUAGGAAAAAAGCCCAUGAUACAGGUUCAUACACAGGACACAAAAGGCAGGCAGACUCCUAAAGAGAAAUACUGAGGAGUGAAAGCCAGCAUUAAACACCUGCCUUGUACCUUCUGUUAAAGGACUUCCAGGGAUGAAACUUGGGCUGGGGUUGUAGGACUGCUGAUUUUAAAAUGGCAUGUGUUGCUUUUCCUUUGUGUAACUGUUGGCAGCUGGAGAUGGAACAGGGGUGUUAGGUAAGGAGGGAAAUUCUCAUCACAGGCCUGCCAUCACAAGCCAAACUUUUGUCACUAGUAGCCUUGAGUAGGCACAGAUGCCAUUUGCAGAUGUCUUUAGGUAUCCAGUUCUCAAUUUUGUGCCAAAAUACGCACCAGCAAUACCAGGUAAAGCACCUUUUAUGCUCUUUGUUGUUCAAAAAUAAUAUAUUUGUGAAACAGAUCGAUAAUACAUAACACUGGAAAUGGGUCCUUCUUCCCUAAAGUACAUGUAAAAUAAAAUAAAAUUUAAAAAAAAAACCCAAACAACUUUUGUGAGUUUAUCUGGCUUUUAAUUAAGUCUGAAAAUUAUAACUAUGUUAUACAGUUUCCAGUUUUCGGUCCUUUAUAAUUUUAAAUAGAUCUGCAUUUUAACUUUAUUUAUUUGCCAAUUUUUUAUGUACUUAAAGUUACACUUUACAAUUCAAGCUAACUUUUUAUUUUCCUAGGAUGUUAUGUAAGAGAUUUUCAGUAUUCUUGUAAACUGCAGACCUUUUUUGAGUAGUCCUUUGUCUUCUCCUUUGGAUCACUUACCACUAAUGAGUCUGCAGUCCCCAUUUUACUGAACUCUUCCAAUAAAUGUAAAAUACUUGUA
Pyrgilauda ruficollis (rufous-necked snowfinch) is the source of this 8923-nucleotide messenger RNA. Its product is annotated as tyrosine-protein kinase Fer-like. The record is from RefSeq and is a predicted model, not a curated record. The coding region runs from base 1 to 1119 and encodes 372 amino acids. NCBI's taxonomy places the organism in Eukaryota, Metazoa, Chordata, Aves, Passeriformes, Passeridae. Gene Ontology annotation, biological process: cell adhesion; Fc-epsilon receptor signaling pathway; protein phosphorylation. Gene Ontology annotation, molecular function: ATP binding; protein tyrosine kinase activity. The transcript is spliced from 9 exons.